Somion occarium is the source of this 1444-nucleotide messenger RNA. The record is from the annotation of a GenBank genome assembly. Lineage: Eukaryota; Fungi; Basidiomycota; Agaricomycetes; Polyporales; Cerrenaceae.
AUGGAUAUCAUCUCGGAGGCGCAUACACGAUUCCCUCAUUGGUCUCUCAGUGAGACAAGUCGUGUUGUUGAAUAUUGAAUAUCGAAGCCUCGGUUUGUUUGCAACGUCGAUCAAGGUCGCGUUACCCAGUGUCCCUAGAUCUUCCGCCAUUUCUCUCAUUUCCUCCCCUGACUUCGAGCUCUAUCAAAUCACUCUUUAGGUUAAAGUCCCAUCUAUAUCAUCGUACUGAUUUCAUAUUAUUUUCUCCUAGUCAAUCGGCCAUAUAUCGUACACUACGGGGAAACAUCACUGCUGAAAUGCAGGUCUAAAUUCUGUUUGAGAGUCUACUUCAAAGCAUUGAUAUUUAGGUUUGGCAGGAGGUCGCCGAAUUCAAGGAUAGCGGGCUACCUGCAACGCGCGCCCAGGUCUUUCCCCUGGCUUAGCCGAUUUCGUAGACAUAUAUUGUCCCUGAUUCAAAAUGGUUUGUACCCACUGCGUACACUCCUCCGGCCGUCGCGUCCCCCUCUACGUUGUAACCUACUCAUACAAAAAGACCCUAUCGAAAGAAAACAUACUAUGGUGCAAAGACUUUCGACGAUCCCACAAUUCAUGCGGUACCUCCUGUCUUCAGAAGAAACGAUUCUGAAAACCAUAUGGAAGAAACGGUAUAAAACUGCAAGCCCUGAAAAUCCCGUCCAUACCACCUUUCGAAAUUCUCCAUGUAUCUGCAGUUUUGGAUACAGGAUGUGGGCGAGCGGGGUCUAUAUCACUUGCUUUCGUCACCAACUUCAUCCACCUCGGCCUCCAUGCCAGACAGACUUCCAGGAACCAUCUUGGGGUGAUCAAUUGACUCCCAAAAUAUUCCUACUAAAACAGCAGGGUCAUCCGCAAGAGCCCGUUUCCGUGAAACGACUGUAUAGAGAGCCUUUUCAAUGUGGGGAGCUUGUAUAUUCUGUUCGUCAACAUCGACCACGCCUUCGGGCCGACAACGUUGAACGACUUGCAGUAACGAGGUUAAUGCACUGUCCUCGCCUUUUCGAAGUCUUCAAACCUGUUAUAAUUUUGGAUGUCGUCUCUGAGACGCGUACGUGCCUCAGUCGUCUCUCAAGUGAGACAAGUCGUGGUAUUGAAGGCCCGGCCUGUUCAUAAACAUGGGUCAAAGUCGCAUUCUCCAGCUUUCUCCCCUCCGCCAUUCUACGCAUUUCUCUCUUUAGCUCCGAGUCCGUGCUCUAUCAAGUCUUUAUCAGGUCAAAGUCUCAUCGACUGCAUAUCAUCGCACUGGUUUGAUAUGAUUUGCCUCGUCAAUCAGCUGUACGUCGUACGGUACAGGGAAUUCUUACUGUCGAGGCCUCUAUUUCGUCCAAAUGACUACUGUCAAGGUGGGCCAUGCGACAUGAUCACACACAGAGAAUCAUCUCUCAGGGUUUUUUCCCCGCUUCAGCCCAUUUAUUUCCUUUGAUGCUCU